GCGGCGCCCGCCCCUCUCGCACUCGUACGCGCACACACGCCGCCCACGCACGCAGCCUCCACGCCGACAGCUCUCUCCGGCAUCUCCAGCACACGCUCUGCACUCUCCGCCGGCGCGUCGUGGGCUCCAGCAUGACUAGGAGGUGAAGACACACACCCAGCGAGCACCGCCAAGCGACCACCGACCAUGGAGCCGGUCAGCGCCGCCAAACUGUGGCUGGUGCUGAUAGUGACGGCUCUGCUAUCAGCCACGCACGCACAGGACGCCAGAAGAGACGGAGAUGGCGGCAAAGAAGUCAUAGUCGACAUCGAAAACGAGGACAAGACGCAGUAUCACGAGCAGAACUUUAAUAAUAGUGCUUACGAGUAUGGAUACGAGGUGGGCCCGGACGGGCAGUUCCACCACGAGAACCGCGGACCGGAUGGCGUAGUAUACGGCUGCUACGGGUACGUGGACCCGGAGGGCAAGCUGCGAGCCACGCAUUACGUGUCAGACGCCUGGGGCUACCGCGUCGUGCAGCCGGGAAGGCCUGUGGAGAUCUUCCUCCACCCACACGACGAAGGACACGACCACGGCGGCGGUGAGGAGCACGGCCACGAGGGACACGGGCACGGUCAUGGACAUGGGCAUCAUGGAGUUGUGACACCGUGGAACAAGCUCUACUUCCCUAAAGGAUGUGGCGGAGUCCGGCCACCAGGGCAGCCCGGUGGUGCACCUUUCCCAGGACCUGGAGGUGGACCAGUAGAAGGAGCUGGCACAGGAACAGAAGAGGGAGCUAUUCUCCCAGGACAAAUACCAGCUGGAGGAGGUCCACCAGGUGCACCAGGAUACCCAGGUGCUCCAGGCUAUCCAGGAGGACCAGGGGGACCUGGUGGACCAGGAGGACCAGGUGGGCCUGGAGGACCAGUAGGACCAGGGGGACCUACAGGACCAGGUGGUCCAGUAGGACCAGGAGGUCCAGUUGGACCAGGAGGACCAACAGGCCCAGCACCACCAGGGGCACCAGGAGGCCCUGGAGGACCAGGUGGACCAGGAGGUCCAGGAGGACCAGGAGGACCACCGGGUAUAGGAGGACCAACAGGUCCUGGAGGACCAGUUAGACCAGGAAUACCAGGAAGACCAGGAGCACCAGGAACACCAGGAGGGCCAGGAGGACCUGGAGGACCUGGAGGACCAGGUGGACCAGGAGGACCACCAGGUAUAGGAGGACCAACAGGGCCUGGAGGACCAGUUAGACCAGGAAUACCAGGAAGACCAGGAGCACCAGGAACACCAGGAGGACCAGGAGGACCAGGAGGACCAGGAGGACCAGGAGGACCAGGAGGACCACCAGGUAUAGGAGGACCAACAGGUCCUGGAGGACCACUUCAACCAGGAAUACCAGGAAGACCAGGAGCACCAGGAACACCAGGAGGGCCAGGAGGUCCUGGAGGACCUGGAGGACCAGGAGGACCAGGAGGACCACCAGGUAUAGGAGGACCAACAGGGCCUGGAGGACCAGUUAGACCAGGAAUACCAGGAAGACCAGGAGCACCAGGAACACCAGGAGGACCUGGAGGACCUGGAGGACCAGGAGGACCAGGAGGACCACCAGGUAUAGGAGGACCAACAGGGCCUGGAGGACCAGUUACACCAGGAAUACCAGGAAGACCAGGAGCACCAGGAACACCAGGAGGACCUGGAGGACCUGGAGGUCCUGGAGGACCAGGAGGACCAGGUGGACCACCAGGUAUUGGAGGACCUACAGGGCCAGGGGUACCAGGUAUACCAGGAAGACCAGGAGCACCAGGAACACCAGGAGGACCUGGAGGACCUGGAGGACCAGGUGGGCCAGGCGGCCCUCCAUUCCCAGGAGGACCAACUGGGCCAGGAGUACCAGGAAUACCAGGUAUACCAGGAGCGCCAGGAACACCAGGAGGGCCAGGUGGCCCAGGAGGGCCAGGUGGACCAGGAGGACCACCAGGAAUAGGAGGACCUACAGGCCCCGGAGGACCAGUUAGACCAGGAAUACCAGGAAGACCAGGAGCACCAGGCACACCAGGAGGACCAGGUGGUCCAGGAGGGCCAGGAGGACCAGGUGGGCCAGGAGGACCACCAGGAAUAGGAGGACCUACAGGACCAGGUGGACCAGUCAGACCAGGAAUACCAGGAAGACCAGGAGCACCAGGCACACCAGGAGGACCAGGAGGUCCAGGAGGACCAGGAGGCCCAGGUGGGCCAGGAGGACCACCAGGAAUAGGAGGACCUACAGGGCCAGGAGGACCAGGAAUACCAGGAAGACCAGGAGCGCCAGGAACACCAGGAGGACCUGGAGGACCUGGAGGACCAGGAGGUCCUGCUUUCCCAGGAGGACCGACUGGGCCAGGAGGACCAGGAAUACCAGGUGUACCAGGAGCACCUGGAGCACCCGGAGGUCCAGGAGGACCUGGUGGACCUGGUGGACCAGGAGGACCACCAGGAAUAGGAGGACCUACAGGACCAGGGGGACCAGGAAUACCAGGAAGGCCAGGUGCACCAGGGGCUCCAGGUGGUCCAGGAGGACCAGGUGGACCAGGUGGACCAGGAGGACCACCAGUUCCCGGAUUUCCUGGAGGCCCAGGAUACCCAGGAGGCUAUCCUACUGGACCUGGUACUUUCCCUGGGGCGCCUGGUUUACCAGGUGCACCAGGUGUACCAGGAGCUCCAGGACAACCUGGAGGCCCAGGAUAUCCUGGAGGACGACCGCCUACAGGACCUAUUGGUUUCCCAGGUACUCCAGGAGCCCCAGGACAACCUGGAACACCAGGACAGCCCGGAGCACCAGGGUUCCCUGGACAGAGGCCACCAACUGGACCAGGAGGCUAUCCUGGCGCCCCUGGAAUCCCAGGACAACCAGGCUACCCGGGAACACCAGGCCAGAGGCCGCCGUCAGGACCAGGAGGAUAUCCAGGAGGACCAGGAUAUCCAGGCGGAGGUCCAGGAGGAUACCCAGGAUACCCCGGCGCUCCAGGGCUUCCAGGAGCACCAGGAUACCCAGGAGGACCGGGACAGAAGCCUCCCACAGGACCUGGCGGAUACCCCGGAGCACCAGGACAACCAGGAGCACCAGGCCUUCCAGGCGUACCAGGACAGCCGGGACAGAGGCCUCCAUCAGGACCUGGAGGAUAUCCAGGAGGAUAUCCAGGCGGAUACCCAGGCUACCCAGGAGCUCCAGGAGGUCCAGGCGCACCAGGAACACCAGGUGUGCCAGGUAAGCCUGGAACACCAGGGACACCAGGCUACCCAGGAAUACCUGGAGGUCCAGGAUAUCCAGGGGGAAGACCGCCAGCAGGAGGAGUACCAGGAGGAUACCCAGGUGGACCAGGUGCACCAGGAGCACCAGGCUACCCAGGAGCACCAGGAUUACCAGGAGGAAGGCCACCUACAGGAGGAGGACCAACUGCACCAGGAGGCUACCCAGGUCAACCAGGUCAACCAGGUAGACCAGGAACACCAGGAACACCUGGAGCACCUGGAUUACCAGGGACACCAGGAGGACCAGGAUAUCCAGGAGGAAGACCGCCUACAGGUGGUGGACCCACAGCACCAGGAGGAUACCCAGGUGGUCCAGGUGCACCAGGAGCACCAGGGUACCCAGGGGCACCAGGAGCACCUGGGGUACCAGGAUUGCCAGGAGGAAGGCCACCAUCAGGAGGAGGACCAACUGCACCAGGUGGCUAUCCAGGACAACCAGGUAGACCAGGUACACCUGGAGCACCUGGAUUACCAGGGACACCAGGAGGACCAGGAUAUCCAGGAGGAAGACCACCUACAGGUGGUGGACCCACAGCACCAGGAGGAUACCCAGGUGGUCCAGGUGCACCAGGAGUACCAGGCUACCCAGGGACACCAGGAGAACCUGGGGUACCGGGAUUGCCAGGAGGAAGGCCACCAUCAGGAGGAGGACCAACUGCACCAGGAGGCUACCCAGGUCAACCAGGUAGACCAGGAACACCAGGAACACCUGGAGCACCUGGAUUACCAGGGACACCAGGAGGACCAGGAUAUCCAGGAGGAAGACCACCUACAGGUGGUGGACCCACAGCACCAGGAGGAUACCCAGGUGGUCCAGGUGCACCAGGAGCACCUGGGUACCCAGGGGCACCUGGAGCUCCUGGGGUACCAGGAUUGCCAGGAGGAAGGCCACCAUCAGGAGGAGGACCAACUGCACCAGGAGGCUAUCCAGGUCAACCAGGUAGACCAGGAACACCAGGAGCACCUGGAUUACCAGGGACACCAGGAGGACCAGGAUAUCCAGGAGGGAGACCACCUACAGGUGGUGGACCCACAGCACCAGGAGGGUACCCAGGUGGUCCAGGUGCACCAGGAGUACCAGGCUACCCAGGGGCACCUGGAGCACCUGGGGUACCAGGAUUGCCAGGAGGAAGGCCACCAUCAGGAGGGGGACCAACUGCACCAGGUGGCUACCCAGGUCAACCAGGUAGACCAGGAACACCAGGAACACCUGGAGCACCUGGAUUACCAGGGACACCAGGAGGGCCAGGUUAUCCAGGAGGAAGACCACCUACAGGUGGUGGACCCACAGCACCAGGAGGAUACCCAGGUGGUCCAGGUGUACCAGGAGCACCCGGCUACCCAGGGGCACCAGGAGCACCUGGGGUACCAGGAUUGCCAGGAGGAAGGCCACCUUCAGGAGGAGGACCAACUGCACCAGGAGGCUACCCAGGUCAACCAGGUAGACCAGGAACACCUGGAGCACCUGGAUUACCAGGGACACCAGGAGGACCAGGAUAUCCAGGAGGAAGACCACCUACAGGUGGUGGGCCCACAGCACCAGGAGGAUACCCAGGUGGUCCAGGUGCACCAGGAGCACCAGGCUACCCAGGGGCACCAGGAGCACCUGGGGUACCAGGAUUACCUGGAGGAAGGCCACCAACAGGAGGAGGACCAACUGCACCAGGAGGCUACCCAGGUGGCCCAGGCAUUCCGGGAGCGCCAGGCUAUCCAGGAGCCCCAGGAGUACCGACAGGACCAGGAACUGGCCAACCACAACCAGGACAACCGGGAGCACCAGGUACUCCUGGACUACCAGGCAGCCCUGGAACACCAGGUCAACCAGGCACACCAGGCUACCCAGGAGGGCCAGGAUAUCCAGGCCAACCAGGAAUAUCAACAGGACCAGGUGGAAGACCACCAACUGGAGGGUACCCAGGAGGACCAACUGGCCCAGGUGCACCAGGACAGCCAGGAGCACCAGGACUGCCAGGGCAGCCCGGAUACCCAGGACAGCCAGGAGUACCAUCAGGACCAGGAGGAAGACCACCCACUGGAGGUUACCCGGGAGUACCGACCGGACCAGGUGGAAGACCACCAACUGGAGGGUACCCAGGAGGACCAACUGGUCCAGGAGCACCAGGACAACCAGGAGCACCAGGACUACCAGGGCAGCCUGGAUACCCAGGGCAGCCAGGAGUACCAUCAGGGCCAGGAGGAAGACCACCCACUGGAGGUUACCCAGGAGUACCAUCAGCACCAGGUGGCAGACCACCUACUGGAGGUUAUCCAGGAGGACCAACUGGACCAGGAUUACCAGGAGGACCAGGAUCACCAGGGCAACCAGGCCAACCUGGCACACCAGGUAAACCAGGAACACCAGGAUACCCUGGAGGACCAGGAUACCCAGGCCAACCAGGAAUACCAACAGGACCAGGAGGAAGACCACCAACAGGAGGAUACCCAGGAGGACCAACUGGUCCAGGAGCACCAGGACAGCCAGGAGCACCAGGACAGCCAGGAUUACCAGGGCAACCAGGUGCACCGGGUUACCCUGGAGGUAGACCACCAUCACCAGGCUAUCCAGGAGGUCCAGGAUUACCAGGCACACCAGGACAACCAGGAUAUCCAGGAGGACCAUCAGUACCUGGUGGCCGACCACCUACUGGAGGUUACCCUGGAGGACCAACUGGGCCAGGAGGACCUGGAUUACCGGGCCAACCAGGACAACCUGGUGCGCCAGGACAACCAGGAACGCCAGGCUACCCAGGAGGACCAGGAUAUCCAGGCCAACCAGGAAUACCAACCAGACCAGGAGGAAGACCACCAACAGGAGGAUACCCAGGAGCACCAGGUGGUCCAGGAGCACCAGGACAGCCAGGAGCACCAGGAAUACCAGGACAGCCUGGAUACCCAGGACAGCCAGGAGUUCCAACAGGCCCAGGUGGAAGACCUCCUACUGGAGGCUACCCAGGGACACCAGGGGGACCAACAGGUCCUGGAGGUCCAGGAUUACCAGGCCAACCAGGACGACCUGGCACACCAGGUCAGCCAGGAACACCAGGAUACCCAGGCGGACCAGGAUACCCAGGUCAACCAGGAAUACCAACAGGACCAGGAGGAAGACCACCAACGGGAGGAUACCCAGGAGCACCAAGUGGUCCAGGAGCACCAGGACAGCCAGGAGCACCAGGAAUACCAGGACAGCCUGGAUACCCAGGACAGCCAGGAGUUCCAACAGGCCCGGGUGGAAGACCUCCUACUGGAGGCUACCCGGGGGCACCAGGAGGACCAACAGGUCCUGGAGGUCCAGGAUUACCAGGCCAACCAGGACGACCUGGCACACCAGGUCAGCCAGGAAAACCAGGAUACCCAGGUCAACCAGGAAUACCAACAGGACCAGGAGGAAGACCACCAACAGGAGGAUACCCAGGAGCACCAAGUGGUCCAGGAGCACCAGGACAGCCAGGAGCACCAGGAAUACCAGGACAGCCUGGAUACCCAGGACAGCCAGGAGUUCCAACAGGCCCAGGUGGAAGGCCACCUACUGGAGGUUACCCUGGAGCACCAGGAGGACCUGGACUACCAGGAGGGUCAGGAUUACCAGGCCAACCUGGACAACCCGGUACACCAGGACAACCAGGAACACCAGGCUAUCCUGGUGGACCAGGAUAUCCUGGCCAACCAGGAAUACCAACAGGACCAGGUGGAAGACCACCAACUGGUGGGUACCCAGGAGGACCAACUGGCCCAGGAGCACCAGGACAGCCAGGAGCACCAGGAAUACCAGGACAGCCUGGUUACCCAGGACAGCCAGGAGUUCCAACAGGUCCAGGUGGAAGACCACCUACUGGAGGUUACCCAGGAGCACCAGGAGGACCAACAGGUCCUGGACUGCCAGGAGGUCCAGGAUUACCAGGCCAACCUGGACGACCUGGCACACCAGGUCAGCCAGGAACACCAGGAUACCCAGGAGGACCAGGAUACCCAGGUCAACCAGGAAUACCAACAGGACCCGGAGGAAGACCACCAACAGGAGGAUACCCAGGAGGACCAACUGGUCCUGGAGCACCAGGACAGCCAGGAGCACCAGGCCUACCAGGUGCACCAGGUUACCCUGGAGGUAGACCACCAUCACCAGGCUACCCAGGAGGUCCAGGAUUACCAGGUGCUCCAGGACAGCCAGGAGUACCUGGACAACCUGGAUAUCCAGGAGGGCCAUCAGGGCCUGGUGGUAGACCACCCACAGGAGGGUACCCUGGAGGACCAUCUGGGCCAGGAGGACCAGGAUUACCAGGCCAACCAGGACGACCUGGCAUACCAGGUCAGCCAGGAACACCAGGACAGCCAGGAGGACCAGGAUAUCCAGGCCAACCAGGAAUACCCACAGGACCAGGUGGAAGACCACCAACUGGUGGUUUCCCAGGAGGACCAACUGGUCCAGGAGCUCCAGGACAGCCAGGAGCACCAGGACAGCCAGGCGCACCAGGAGUACCAGGACAGCCAGGAUACCCGGGACAGCCAGGACUGCCAGGAGGACCAGGUGGAAGACCACCCACCGGUGGAUAUCCAGGAGCACCAGGCGGCCCAACAGGACCUGGUGGACGGCCACCUACCGGUGGUUACCCUGGAACACCAGGUGUACCAGGUUACCCAGGAUAUCCAACAGGACCUGAGGGACCAACAGGACCUGGAGGCAGGCCUCCACCCGGAUAUCCAGGAGGGCCUGGAGCACCUGGGGCUCCAGGUACUCCUGGAGCACCUGGACUCCCUGGACAACCUGGAACACCAGGGUACCCAGGAGCACCAGGAGGACCUAGUGGAGGACAACCACCUUCUACUACUCCAGGAGGCGGAGCGCCCCCAGUGCAGCUGGUGCCCUACCCGCUGCCCAUCGUACCAGUCCCGGGCCUGUGCCCGUGCUACCUGGUCGAGCCCAGUGCCAACGGUACGUCUGGCAACGUGAGCCUGCCGCCCACGCCUCCCCCCUACAGGCCUCCGCCGACCUACAGCCCGCCCCCGCAGCAGCAGGGCGGCCUGCCGCCCUACGCCUUCAUCGGCUUCAUCCCAGUCAUCUUCUACCCGUACUGCCCGGGCAACGGCAGCGAUCCCAGCCAGACGCUGCAGCCCAUGUUCCCCUCGGCGGUGCUGGCGCCCUACCCCUGCUCGCAGUGCGGCUCGGGCAGUGGGGAGCAGUUGCCGCCGCCCACGCUGGCGCGCUUCGACCCCUCGUCCAGCUUCGGGCGCGUGCUGGACCUCGCCAACAUCCCGCUCACCUCUGUCGUCAGGGCGCCGCACCGGCGAGUCAUGAAGCGCAGGCAUCGAGUGCUCCCUGCCACGGCACCGGCGCUCUGAGACUGACAGCCCGUACAGAAUCGCCCUCGCCUGUCCUGAAGAUGGCCACUUCCGUUGCCUUCGAAACGCUACCGUGCCUCCAGCUCAAGUGGCCUACCAGACAGCAUGAACUGGGACACGAAACUACGUAAAAACUGUUGUACAUCUAUUCCACACAUACGUAACAAGGGUGUUAUACACUUUGCGAUAGUUCUCGAACUCGUAUCUAGGCGCCAGUUUCCUUUGUUGAUCACGUCCCGACCUUACCAGAGGGUGCCAACAUUUUACAAAAUGUCUGCAGGCUUUCGUGGCCGUUAUCACUGAAGUUAAAAUCAUCUGGGUUACAGUGUUCUAGCAGUAGUGGACACCAAAAGAUCCUGAGGAAGAUCCCAGCAGAGGGGUCGAAAUGUCGAACAUUUUAGAAGAAACAUGACGCGGCCUAAUAACCCAGAAGAUUUUAACUUCGUUUUACAAAAUGUUCUUCACAUAUUUGUUCCAGUGACUUCCUCUACCUUGCGUGGUCUGUCCAAAACUAAUCUAGACCCCGAUUUCCUGUCUGCUAGAACUUUUUCAGCACAUUCAACAUAUAAAUUACAGAAACAUUUUUGAGAUGUUAUGUUAACAUCGAGGUAUGCAGAGAAGGUAGAAACAAUUAUGAUUACAAGGAAAGCAACGCCUAUAAAAAUUAGAGCCAGUACUUGAAUACAAUAUGAAGUAAAACCUCACUGCUGUCUAGAUAAAAAGAAGUCCUCUUGGAAGGAGGCACUGAGUGAGCAUACUCGGCGAAACGGAAGCGGCAAUUGUCGACAGGCGGGCUAGAUUCUCGGUCUCUACUCCUGUCGCUACUGAUCUAUUUGCUCUCGUACCUACAUUUUUCGUUCCACCCCUCAUCCACCCCUCGCAUCCUUUCUAGACUAACACAUCACCUGCAAAGAUCCCACAUCAGAGAGCUUUCUGGAUCAGUCGCGGCGACGGAGGACUCGGCUACUGCUGUCCCUGUCGCAGGGGCAGUGUUGGCCGGAUGGCUCUGGGCGUCUGAGUAAGGAGAACCUCGCGCCGUGCUCACUUCGCUCGACGGCGGCCAUGCUGCAGGAAAUGCUCACUGCUAAUCACUAUUUAUAUGCAUACGUGAAAACGCUCCGUUGUGGGCUUCGGCGCCUCGAAAGCUUCCCUACUUCGCAGCUACCUUUGCCUCUCGCUACACAUGCUCCGCUCCACCGCACUACAUUAUGAAGAUCACAUGCCCAGGUCCAUCCUCACGUAACACCGUCAGAGAGUGCCUAUUGUAUUUAAAAAACAUUUUCUAAUCCUUAAAUUAUAUUCUACACAUGCCAAUAAUUAUUUUUGUACAAUGAGAAAAUACUUUAUAAGCAAGUAUUUUAACAUGUAGAAACUUUGUUUCAACAAUUAAUGAGACGGAUGUCGCUUGUUUUUAAGUUAAGAUUUCAUUGACUCUACAGGUGUAUGAAUAAAUUGUCCGUAUAUACGUAUCUCGCAUUUUUAUGAGUCGUACAAAGCUGUAAACACAAAAAAUUAAAAUACAGUCUUUUUAUAAAA
Schistocerca americana (American grasshopper) is the source of this 10143-nucleotide messenger RNA. Its product is annotated as collagen alpha-2(IV) chain-like. The transcript is spliced from 13 exons. The record is from RefSeq and is a predicted model, not a curated record. Bases 187 to 8607 code for a protein of 2806 amino acids. NCBI's taxonomy places the organism in Eukaryota, Metazoa, Arthropoda, Insecta, Orthoptera, Acrididae.